Gamsiella multidivaricata is the source of this 911-nucleotide messenger RNA. RefSeq lists its product as uncharacterized. Bases 211 to 552 code for a protein of 113 amino acids. Lineage: Eukaryota; Fungi; Mortierellomycota; Mortierellomycetes; Mortierellales; Mortierellaceae. The transcript has a single exon. The record is from RefSeq and is a predicted model, not a curated record.
GGACAACGACAUUUUAAAGGCAUGUCUAAUUCCUCGAGACGCCAGUUUAUUGCAUGCGGAUGAAAUUCAACCAGGAGCGGGAGAGGGCAUAGUGCUGCGCUUGGUUGCCUGUACUGUGCUUUCCAAUGCUGGAAUGAUGGCGACAGUUGCUGUGGGUUGUUUGUGUUUGGGUUGUGCUUGUGUUGGUUAGACUAGACUAGACAGACAGAAAUGCACUCCCAAUGGUCCAAGGUGCUCUUGAUCCUGUUGUGGUGUUUGAUGGCGUUCUUGUUCUUGGUGCUUGCUGGCGUUGUUUGUCUUUUGUGCUCCUGUGUUGUGUUUGUGCUUGCAAAUGGUGUUAAUAACUGUUCAGUGGGCUUGCUUUGUUGCAUGCCAGCUUGCGUGUUCUUGCUUUUUUGUGCUUGCUCAGUGCUCUCAGAUGCAUCCACCAUCUGCCUCCACUUUUGCCUGACAAGGUUGCUGCUCUCUCCACUUCUUCUCAGCCAAGUCCGUUCGUAUUCAUUUGCAUUCAUCGGCCAACCACGACUCGCGCAUUUUUCUCCAGUGGGCUAGUGUAAACAAUAUGCCAAUGCACUCAGGUAGAAGGGUACCAGCAUGGUGGUACCUUGUGAAAAAUAAAAAAUUACUUGAUUCUGCUAAGAAGGAAGGGGGAAGCACAUGCUCCAACUCUAACUGAUUCUGGUGCCUCAUUCAGUUCAGCAAAUGAAAUAGAAACAGGCCGCAGAAACAACACCAACAACAAACAACACGACCGUUGGCACCAUCACCACCGUCCCUAGCUGGUGCCCUCCCUCUAUCCAAUUGAACAACUCCACCUAUAUAAAAGCGUGCAGACUGACCCUCCCUUCGUUUCCUUUUUUUUUUUCCUUUUUCCUUUUCCCUUCUUCUUGCUCACUCGACUAGAUCCUCUC